UCCAAGUGUCAGUACGAAUUAAAAGCGUCUCGAGUACGAAUACGGUUGGGCAAUAAAAUUUGUGAACGAACGAACAUAGGGCAUUCGUGAAAUACACUAACCCUCGUAAUACACUAACACUCUCACCACACUUGCUUAGAGACGAAGUAAGUGAUCGCGAAAGGUGUGCAGCGACGAAGGAUUCAACGAUUCGGUGGAGUCAAGAAGGUUUUGAACAAUAAUUGUGCAACGGUCGCUUAAAGGAUAACUAGUAAAGGAGUAAAAAUGGAGAUUUUGUCCGCCAGAGUGUCGUUUGUCGCGUUGCUUAUGCUCGUUGCUUGUGUGCUGUUGGUGCAAGCACGACCACAGGCGCCAGAGCAACCAGAGCCGUAUGAAUACCAGUAUGAGGUUAAGGAUCCCGAAAAAGAAUUAUUCUUUAACAAAAACGAAGCAGGUGAUGCUGCUGGAAAGGUGUCUGGUCAAUACUCUGUGUUGCUGCCUGAUGGCCGCCUUAUGAUGGUUGUUUACACAGUGGAGGGGGAGAAUGGCUUUGUGCCUAAAGUGUCGUUCGAUACAACAAACCCACUGGGUUAGAAGGCGGCUGAAGCAAGCUAUAAAUACACGCAAAAACACGAAAAAGACAUAUCAAGAAGUAAAAUCUAAUCUAAUGGAAAAAGUUAAAAGGAAUGGUGAUGGUAUACUCGUAAAUACAACAGCAAUGGAAUCAAUUAGAAUUUUUUUAAGGAGAAAGCGAAAAAUAAAUAAAUAUUUAGUUAAUUAUUAGCUAAGUGGUAAAGUGCAAAAAUAGUGAAAUAUUGCAUAACUAAGAAAGCAACAACACACACAAACAUACAUGCAUACACAUACGUAUAUACACAUGUAUGUUCAGAGCGACAUACGCAAACAGACAUAGGUACGCAAAGGCAUAAAUAUAUGUAUGGCUUAACACGUAUGGAGGACUUAAGCAUUAAUAUUGGAUUAAAAGGCUUGUGUGCAGCAACAACAAUAACAAGAAAACAACAUCGUCGUCGCCAUUAAAAUUAAAUUAACUUUUGAAUGCGAACAUUGUAAAUAAAAUUUUAUAAAUACAUAUGUACAUACAUAUGUUUUUUCGCACUUAUAAACGUGCACCAUAUGUAUUCACCUACAUUUCUCAAUCUAUCAACUUCCACACUUUAGAUACAUGAUGUCUUCAACUAUAUUUUAUAACUUAGUUACAUAUAUAUAUAAACUUAUAUAUGUUAAAUAUUAUAUUAUGAUUUUGGUAUUGUUAAUUUUAUAUAAUACUACACAUACAUAUAUAUUUGUAUUAAAUGUACAUCAUCUUCUUCGCUUUACGCGCGGAAAGCGUUCACUAUGUACCUUUUGACAAUACAAAUUGAAAAAAAAAACAAUAAUUGCAAACAUGCAAAUCGAUAUUUGUUACAGUUACACAUAAGAAUGAAUGGAAAAUGGCUCAAUUAUAAAGUAAUAAAGGAUUUCAACUUAAAAGAGACCACUAAA
Bactrocera oleae (olive fruit fly) is the source of this 1482-nucleotide messenger RNA. RefSeq names its product pro-resilin. Gene Ontology annotation, cellular component: extracellular matrix. The record is from RefSeq and is a predicted model, not a curated record. Lineage: Eukaryota; Metazoa; Arthropoda; Insecta; Diptera; Tephritidae.